AUGCAGGUCACUGUUUCUCUUUUGGCCGCCAUUGCAGGGCUUUCUACGGCACUCCCCGAAGGAGUCGUCAUUCCUGCAGGUUCGAUACUCAAUGGUCCGGCUUGGGUAGACCAGACAUACGGCAGUGGUCUCGGGGCCGGCGGCAAUGUAUGUGGCGACACCCGCGACGUGGUCAAUCGUGCGGACGAGGACGCGGCGCCUUUGGCCCCGGACUGCAUGGAGGUCCUCAACAAGGUGAAAGAUGAACCGAAACUCGUCUUCCAUGCUGAGCGAGAUGAGUGGGAUGAGAAAACCCAGGCCGUGGGAUUCUAUCCAUUGAUAACUGUGGGGACCUGCUCCUUCACCAUCCGGCCCACCGAGUGGGACCCUGCACGGUAUAAUUACUUCGUGGGCUACCAAGACGUUGCCGAUAUCCUGCACGACUUGAUCAACAAGUUUCAGAUCAAGAAGGGGGAUAACUAUCGCUUCGGAGCGAGCGGCAUUAUGCCAUGUACGGAUCGUAUCAAGCAGCAGAGAGACUACACGCUAGAGUUCAAGGUCUGGAAUCCAACUAAAGGCUAG
Molecule: messenger RNA, 561 nt
Organism: Neoarthrinium moseri
Lineage: Eukaryota; Fungi; Ascomycota; Sordariomycetes; Amphisphaeriales; Apiosporaceae
Exons: 1
Coding region: 1-561 (186 amino acids)
Source: RefSeq, a predicted model, not a curated record